Molecule: messenger RNA, 1398 nt
Organism: Pipistrellus nathusii (Nathusius's pipistrelle)
Lineage: Eukaryota; Metazoa; Chordata; Mammalia; Chiroptera; Vespertilionidae
Source: the annotation of a GenBank genome assembly
AUGGGGAAAUUUCAGUCCAAGCACGCCGCCGCAGCCUGCAAGCGGAGAGAGAGCCCCGAAGGGGACAGCUUCGUGGUGUCUGCGCACUCGAGUGGCCGCAAAGGCACCGUGGAGGCGGAGCGGCGCGGCGGUGGGGAGCACCGCGCACGGGACAAGCAGGAGCUCCACAGUGGGGACCCCAAGGAGGGACCUUUCCGGGAGGAUCAGUGUCCUCUGGAAGUGGCACUGCCCCCGGAGAAGGCCGAGGGUCGAGAGGGUCAGCUCUUCAGUGCAGAUGAUGCUGAGAGAGGUCUGCGAGGCCUGGGCAAGAAGCGCCUGAACAUCGACGCGCUCCAGUGCGACGUCUCGGUGGAGGAGGACAACCGCCAGGAGUGGACCUUCACGCUCUAUGGCUUCGACAACAGCGGGAAGGCCACCAGGGAGGACAUGUCCAGCCUGAUGCACACCAUCUACGAGGUCGUCGACGCCUCCGUCAACCACUCCUCCGGCAGCAGUAAGACCCUCCGUGUGAAGCUGACCGUCAGCCCCGAGCCCUCCGGCAAAAGGAGGGAGGGUCUCCCCGCCAGCCAGGACCGGGAACCCAGUCGCUGCAGGACGGAGGGCGAGGCCUUCGAGGACCCCAGGGUGGCUGACAGGAGGCUGUCUGCUCACAUCAGGAGGCCCAACGCUGACCCACACCCCUGCCCUGUGAGGGGGCUGUACUGCGUGGACGAGAACACCGAGCGGAGAAACCACUACCUGGACCUGGCCGGGAUAGAGAACUACACGUCUAAGUUCGGGCCUGGGUCCCCGCCGGCACAGGCCAAGCAGGAGCACCAGGGCAAGGCCGCACACCCCCCGAGCAGGUCCCGCUCCCAGGAGUCCGAUGCACACACAGGUCACAACCGCCGGUCCCAGGUGCUGGCUGACCACGUCCUGCUGGCCGGCGACCCCGCUGCCCGGGCCCUGGACCUGCAGCCCCGGCUGAAGGGGCAGGAGAAGCAGUUCCUCAAGUCCCCCAAGGGCUCGGGCAGGCCGCCUGGGGUGCCCGGUGGGAGCGUGCCCAUUGGGGGCAUGCCAGGCGGGGGCAAGCCCGGGAGGGCUUUCAGCUACCACCCACCGGCUGCCUUGCCCCAGGCCCCCCAGGACGGUCACCACCUCCCGCAGCCCCCGCCGCAGCCCCCGCCGCCGCAGCCCUACGGCCACAAGCGGUACCGGCAGAAGGGCAGGGAGGGCCACUCGCCCCUCAAGGCCGCGGCGCUGGGCCAGCCCGUGGUGAUGGAGCACGAGGUGGUGCGGGACCUGCCGCCCGUGCUGCUGGGGGAGGGCUACCCGGUGCCCGUGGUCCAGCGCCACGAGCACCACCACCACCACGAACACCACCACCACCACCAUUACCACCACCACCACCCGUCCUAG